GGAAGCAAAGAUCUUAUCUGAAUUUUAUAUUAUUCGUUCCAGCUAACUAAACAGAAGAAUAUUAUGAUUCUCUGCCAUUGAAUUGGUUUGGUGAAGAAAUUAACAACAGCAGAUUAAUGGAUAUCAGCCAGCCACGGAUGAGAGAAUCAAGUGAGAAGGCCAAAAGCCUCAACGAUUGGCUUCCCAUCACUAAAUCCCGAAAUGGCAACUUAUGGUACUCUGCAUUCCACAAUGUCACCGCCAUGGUUGGCGCUGGCGUCUUGGGUCUCCCUUACUCCAUGUCUCAACUUGGAUGGGGUCCUGGUGUUGCUAUAAUAAUUCUUUCAUGGGUAAUCACUCUGUAUACCUUGUGGCAAAUGGUGGAGAUGCAUGAGAUGGUUCCUGGGAAGAGAUUUGACAGGUACCAUGAGUUAGGCCAGUAUGCCUUUGGCGAAAAGCUUGGACUUUGGGUGGUGGUGCCGCAGCAGCUGAUGGUGGAGGUCGGAGUCAAUAUUGUUUAUAUGAUUACUGGUGGAAAGUCCCUGAAGAAGUUCCAUGACACCGUUUGCCCCAGCUGCAAAGACAUCAAAACCACCUACUUCAUCAUGAUUUUCGCAUCCGUUCACUUCAUUCUCUCUCACCUCCCCAGUUUCAAUUCCAUCACUGGUGUUUCUUUUGCUGCCGCUGCAAUGUCUCUAAGCUACUCCACCAUUGCCUGGGUGGCGUCUGCUAAGAAAGGGGUUCAAGCAGGUGUGAGCUAUGCUCCAAGGGAAUCAACCAAUACAGGAAAUGUGUUCAACUUCUUCAGUGCUUUGGGGGAUGUGGCUUUUGCCUAUGCUGGGCACAAUGUGGUUCUGGAAAUACAGGCAACAAUUCCAUCCACUCCAGAAAAGCCAUCAAAGAAGCCCAUGUGGAAGGGGGCUAUCAUAGCCUACAUUGUGGUGGCCUUGUGUUACUUCCCAGUAUCAAUGGUGGGUUAUUGGGCAUUCGGAAACAGUGUGGAGGAUAACAUCCUGAUAUCACUAGAGAAGCCCCGUUGGCUCAUUGCAGCUGCCAACUUGUUUGUUGUUGUUCAUGUUAUAGGAAGCUACCAGGUGUUCGCAAUGCCUGUUUUUGACAUGGUUGAAGCAUUUUUAGUCAUGAAGAUGAAUUUUAAGCCAACCAGACUGCUCCGCUUUAUCAUUCGCACUUUAUAUGUUGCACUCACCAUGUUCCUAGGAAUGUCGUUCCCUUUCUUUGGCGGCCUGCUAAGUUUCUUUGGAGGAUUUGCUUUUGCUCCAACAACAUAUUUUCUCCCUUGCAUCUUUUGGCUUGCCAUCUACAAACCAAAAAGAUUCAGCUUCUCAUGGAUCACGAACUGGAUUUGCAUAAUACUUGGUGUUCUUUUGAUGGUUUUGGCUCCUAUUGGUGCCUUAAGGCAGAUCGUACUUCAAGCUAAGGACUACAAGUUUUACUCUUAAUUAAGCAUCCUAGGUUACUUUUUUUAUCUAUAUAUGUUAAUGCAAGUUUCUUUUUCUUGGAACUAUUAACUCACCAUCCCUCGAUCAUGUUAGGCCAAGGGUUAUGGAUGCUCAAGGAAUGAAUUAUUAUUAUUAUU
This is a messenger RNA of Rubroshorea leprosula, 1576 nucleotides long. The record is from the annotation of a GenBank genome assembly. NCBI's taxonomy places the organism in Eukaryota, Viridiplantae, Streptophyta, Magnoliopsida, Malvales, Dipterocarpaceae.